AUGGCCUGCAUUUUGCUUCUGGCCUUGAACAAGGACUUUGAUGUUUUCAAUGAGGCAUACAGCUUUCUGGAGCUCUUCUCAGGCAAGGGAUGGGUGACUAAACUGAUGAAAGUGAAUGGUAUCGCAUCCGCAAGCUUUGACAUAUCGUAUGGAGAACCAGUGUUAGUGCUCCUGUCCAUUCUCAAUUGCAAAUUCGAGAACUUUCUCGUGGUCAUCGGCUUGGUAUGCAGCAGCUGGGUCACCGUGUCGCAAGGGACACACAAUCGGGCACCAUGGUUUCCUAUGGGUCGUGAUGAAUUUGGAUUUGUGAAUAUGGGAAACCAAUUGACUUCAAGGACAGCUCUCCUCAUCCUGGCCAUCACGGCCAUGGGAGGGACGUGGAUAUUGGAACAGCCCCGAAGCAGCCUUGUGAUAUGGCAUCCUAGGAUUAGACUGCUUUGGAGGCUACUUCCAAAGGUGUAUGAAGCUCGGUGGUGGGCCUGCAUGUAUGGCUCUGCCACGGCAAAAAGGCAUAUAGCCUGGUCAAAUUCCCCGACAGUGCAGCUUCUGGAUUUGGGUCAGAUGGUGAGGGCGCACUACAAACUACAGGGUGUGAAGUCCACCAAGAAGUACAGAAACAAACGUGGCAAGGUGGCCUUUUGCGGCUCAUCUUUCCUCAAACAAACACAGACGUAUCCACCUGGCUUCGCGAAGAAGAUCACCAAGCUUCACUCCAGGUUCUGUGCGAAGCGGACUUUGGAGUUUGGUGCCGGCAUUGAGGGAGAACAUCUCAACUUAGGAGUUUACCUUUUUGAAGGUCUUUCCUGGGACACUGAUUGGUGGCUUGAUGCUGGAAUGGACAGCACAUUCUGCUACCUUCGUGGAGCCAAGGGAUUGUGUUUGGGAUCCUUGAGGCAUCUUUUCCCAACGCACAUUUAA
Messenger RNA from Durusdinium trenchii, 918 nucleotides. The record is from the annotation of a GenBank genome assembly. Lineage: Eukaryota; Dinophyceae; Suessiales; Symbiodiniaceae.